AUGGAAAAGACAAACCCAACUGCUUGGCUGGAUGCCGUCCUAUGGCACUUAUCCCCACGUCUGGGUGCAGCCCCUGCUCCUGUAUCCUUUCUGACCUCAGCUCGUGCUGUUGCUCAGCCAAAGAUGUUUCACUACACCCCGGACAACGAUGUCCUCACCACAGAGCAAAGGCAGUUCUAUGAAGACAACGGGCAUCUGCUCGUUAGGAAGCUCAUUUCUGAUGAAGACAUUGAGCACUUCAGGCAGGAGUUUGUGAGGAUCUGUAACAAGGAGACGAAUCCACCAGGAGUUCUGAUAAUGAGAGAUGAGAUCCACAGACCCAACUUCAUUCAGUCUGAAAAAACAGUUAAUAAAGUGCAUGAUUUCCAGGAAGAUGAAGAGUUGUUUAGACACCGUACUCUGCCAAAAAUCCUAAAAUGUGUUGUAUACUUCACAGGGCCAAACAUAAUGGCCAUGCAAAUGAUGCUGAUAAAUAAACUUCCAGAUCCUGGUAAGCAGAGCUCCAGGGAGAAGAAAAUGCAGAAUUCUCGUCACCCCAUGCGUCAGGACUUGCACUAUUUCACCUUCCCUGCGGACCACAUUGUGUGCUCCUGGACCACCAUGGAGAGGACUGAUGGGGACAAUGAGUGCCUGGUGGUGCAGCCAGGGAUGCACAAGGAGCCCCUGAAGCCUCAAGGCUAUCCAAAGUGGGAGGUAGAGCAGCACGGGGGCUGCCGCAAUUAUGAGAAGCGUCCCAGGGUUCACGUUGUCAUGGAGAAGGGAGACAUGGUGUUCUUCCACCCCCUGCUUAUUCAUGGCUCUGGAGAAAACAAGACAUCAGGUUUCCAAAAAGUAGGAUACCACCUGUAG
Cariama cristata (Red-legged seriema) is the source of this 849-nucleotide messenger RNA. RefSeq names its product phytanoyl-CoA dioxygenase, peroxisomal-like. Gene Ontology annotation, molecular function: phytanoyl-CoA dioxygenase activity. Gene Ontology annotation, biological process: fatty acid alpha-oxidation. The record is from RefSeq and is a predicted model, not a curated record. Lineage: Eukaryota; Metazoa; Chordata; Aves; Cariamiformes; Cariamidae.